CUGCAAGACUAUUCUUUCACCCUUAUUAUCCUUGUGGAUUCUAUCCUUAUAUUGUAUCGAGUACCUCGUACUGCUCAUCGCCCUAUAUUCACCGUCAAUGGGUCGAACUGCCGUCAAUAUUUCACUAACUGUCUUGCGCUCUCCUGCCGUUUGCUCCCUGGUUGCGGCUUCCCAUGUGAUUGAAUCUCCCACUGCAAUCAUCUCCGACGCCUGCAGGCUGCCCUGGCUACUGGCGCAAGGUCCGUCCUGAACAAGGGCGGACGGUAAACACGCGGAGCGAGUCGAAGAUAUAUCAGUGAGGCUCCAAACAAUAGCCUUACGGACAACAGAAUUGCAACUCAACAGAAAUAAUCAGGAAAUAUGAGCAUUCGCCAUACUGAAAUAGCCAUGGACAAAUACCAAGAUGCGGAUAGGGGCAUUGGUUCGACUGCAGACAUUUCUACAAAGCUGGAAGAUGCGUUGAAUUCGCUCGCGCUUGGAAACAACGCCCCCGACAACGAGCCAGAAAUCACUCCUAUUCGCACAAAGAGCCCUCCGAUCACUCCCAGAAAGGCCACUUCGAACCAUCGAGGCCCAGACAGUCCUCUGGGUGGAAUAGAAACCCCACGAGGAAGACAAGAGAUCAAGGGAAGCACCAUCCUUUCUACAACCGCCGCCAAGAGGAAGAAAAAGAAGAACAAGACAAGAACCUCGGAAGCAUCACAGGCCCUCAGCACUGUAAGAGGCUUCACUCCUCUUGAUUCGGGCGCCGAGGAUUCGGAUGUCUCGGUGAACAGUCCUCGGGUUUUGUCACCCAUCCCACGGCUACCUGCGUUGGCUGGUGCCAGCCCCGGCCUGAGGCCACAGUCGCCCGGAAUCAGCAGUCUCAAAGCACAGCUUGACGCCUUGAAUUCAAGAAGCCAGAGCCGAUCUACAUCCUGUGCCCGUAAUAAUCAGGACUCCGAAGCAAACAGCAGCGCGGCCAGUGCGGCAUCGGAUACUCAAACCGACGAGACACCCGAAGAAAUUGUCAGUUACAAUGUCCAAAUCGACCAAGAUUUCAUCAGCCAGUCUCUGGCUGACACCGAGCCUGCGUCCGCAUCCCCCAUCGCCAUGGAUGCAGAUCAACGCGCCACAUCUCUGAUCGCACGCAAAAUGACUGCGGCGGACUUCACCCCCAUCCGAUGUUUGGGAGAUGGCGCAUUUGGAACAGUUCUCCUUGUGAGACAAAAUGCAACUGGACGCCUCUUCGCGCAGAAACAACUCACUAAGGCGUUCCUCAAGAUUCACAAGAAACGCAUCGAGUCGACCAGGUCAGAGCGUACCAUCCUCGAAUUGGUCAAUCGUCAUCCCUUCAUCGUCAACCUCUAUUACGCCUUCCAGGACCAUGAGAAGCUCUACCUGAUCCUCGAGUACGCUUCCGGUGGUGAACUCUUCCGUCACUUGGAGUUGGAGAAGUUCUUUAGCGAGGAUGUGGCAUCUUUCUACAUUGCUGAAAUUGUUCUGGCACUGGAUUACCUCCACAACACUGUCGGAGUCAUCUAUCGCGAUCUCAAACCAGAGAACUGCCUCUUGAAUGCCGAAGGUCAUCUUCUUCUCACCGACUUUGGCCUCAGCAAAGUAGCCGUCCCUGACCCAAGCACUCCGGGCGGCAGUCGAUGUAACAGCCUGGGUGUGGGGACUAUCGAAUACAUGGCGCCUGAGAUCAUCCGAGGCUGGGAUGAAUCCGAUUGGGGUCCGGGUUACGGCAAAGCUUGCGACUGGUGGUCGCUGGGUGCCAUGGCGUGUGAUUUGAUGACGGGGAAACCACCCUUUGGCGGUGGAAACUGGACCAAGAUUCAACAGAACAUCAUGCAUCAAAAAUUGAAUCUUCCUUACUUUCUGUCGCCGGAUGCCAAAGAUCUUCUCACCAGGCUCAUGCGCAAGGAACCCAAGAAGCGACUUGGAGUUGGCCCCAGCGAUAUCAACGUUAUCAAAAAGCAUCGCUUCUUCCGGAAGAUCGACUGGAAGAAAUUAGAGGCACGGGAAUUGGAACCACCCAUUAAACCAUUGGUCACCAACCCGGAAUUGGCUGAGAACUUUUCAAAGGAGUUUACUCUGCGAGAGGUAGAUGCCGUUCCUCUUCCACACAACAGGACAUUGAGCAAGUCUGAUCCCUUUGGAGGAUUCAGCUAUGUUGCAAGCCACAGUCUACUUGAGGAAUCGAUGCUGUCGGAGUUGGAUGAAGCCAUCGUCGAUGAUGAAUUUUAGACUGUUAGACGAGGGUUGAAUGGGGUUUGCUAUAGAGUAUGUGAUAGAGGCUCACUACUACUGCAGGUUAUCGCGGCGUUUCAACCGGGGUUUUAUUUAUAGAUGUUUUGAUUAAUUCAAGAACAUUCCGCAUGGGUUAUUGGGAGUACAAGCAUCCAUAGAUGAGAUCUAGAUUUUGCAUGGUUAAGGAC
Messenger RNA from Exophiala oligosperma, 2420 nucleotides. RefSeq lists its product as uncharacterized. The record is from RefSeq and is a predicted model, not a curated record. Lineage: Eukaryota; Fungi; Ascomycota; Eurotiomycetes; Chaetothyriales; Herpotrichiellaceae. Gene Ontology annotation, molecular function: protein serine/threonine kinase activity; ATP binding. The transcript has a single exon. Gene Ontology annotation, biological process: protein phosphorylation. Bases 361 to 2229 code for a protein of 622 amino acids.